Tuber melanosporum (Perigord truffle) is the source of this 1155-nucleotide messenger RNA. RefSeq lists its product as uncharacterized. Bases 1 to 1155 code for a protein of 384 amino acids. NCBI's taxonomy places the organism in Eukaryota, Fungi, Ascomycota, Pezizomycetes, Pezizales, Tuberaceae. The transcript has 2 exons. The record is from RefSeq and is a predicted model, not a curated record.
AUGAAGUCGUCGUUUAUCUUGUCCGUCCUUGGCGCUGCCACUGGUAGUUUGGCCCAUGGAUUGGUUUCUCAGUUGUUGAUUGAUGGAACUUUGUACGAUAACUUCAACCCGUUUUUCGAUGUCUACCAGAACCCCAAGCCUCAGAGGAUUGGGUGGACCACUCCUAACAAUGGCCCGGCUGAGGACAUCACCGCUGCCGGCAUUGUUUGCGGCGUUGGCUCUACGGCUGGAUCUUUGAGCGCCCCGGCUGCCUGCGGAUCCUCUAUCAAGUUCUUCUGGACCCCAUGGCCCGACUCUCACCGCGGUCCUACCAUGACCUAUCUCGCCAAGUGCCCCGGCACCGACUGCACCACCGCAGACCCCACCACUCUCGACUGGUUUAAGAUUGAUCAUGCAGGUCUUAAUCCUGAUGGAACUUGGAUCUCAGACACCAUCAUCGCCGACAACAACACCCGGACCGUCACCAUCCCCAGCGAUAUUGCUCCCGGCCCCUACCUGCUUCGCCAUGAGCUUCUCGCUCUCCACUCAGCCUUCGAUCCCAAUGGCGCCCAAUUCUACCCCAUGUGUGCCAACCUGCAAAUCAACGGGACCGGAAGCGCCGUACCAACAAACACCGUCAAGUUCCCGGGCGCUUACUCUCCUACCGACCCUGGCAUCCUCAUCAACAUCCACUACCCGGCCGUCAAAAAUUACACCAUCCCUGGCCCUGCUCCCUAUGUCCCGGGCGGUGCUUCAGCUCCGGUUUCCCCUUCUGCCGUCGUCCCCUCCUCGCCUACCACGGGCUUCACUGCCGCCGGAUCCGGUAUCCCAACCAUCAAGCCUUCCGCUCUCCCUCCGUAUGGCAACGGCACCAGCAUCCGCAGUAAACCCCCCAAGAAAACCCAGAGUAUCGAUUCUCCUCUCAGCGAGGUUGCUCCUUUCGGCGGGGACCCCACUGCUCUCACUGAUGUCUCGGCCGUCCCGACUGAAGUUGCUCCCACGGCCGUCCCCACUGAAGUUGUUUCCACUGUCAUUCAAGUCGUUACUAAGACAGUGCCCGCCGUUGAGGCGGUUGAGACGGUCACUGUUACUAUAUCUCCCCCCGGUGGUCAACCUGCUUCUGAGUGUACGCCAGUUGGCAGAUACAAGCGCGGUAAUUAUGGGUAUGGAAUCUAG